Messenger RNA from Chenopodium quinoa (quinoa), 1614 nucleotides. RefSeq names its product hydroxyproline O-arabinosyltransferase 1-like. The coding region runs from base 215 to 1291 and encodes 358 amino acids. The record is from RefSeq and is a predicted model, not a curated record. Gene Ontology annotation, molecular function: glycosyltransferase activity. The transcript has 8 exons. Lineage: Eukaryota; Viridiplantae; Streptophyta; Magnoliopsida; Caryophyllales; Amaranthaceae.
AACUAUUAUUAAUUGAACUUAAGUAACAUUAUUCAACGCCUAAAAAAAUACUGUACGAAGUAUUGAAUGCACAUAUACUUGUAAAUAGUACAACUCCGUAAUAGAAACGAAGUUUGGAAAAAAAGAGUCAUCGUCAACCUCUCUUCUCUCUCCUCUUCCCCAAAUUUCAUCAUUUACAGAGUGAAGAACUCAGAAGAAGAAAAAAAUAACAAGAAUGGGUUUUGGGGUGUUCUUCAAAACCCUUCUAAUUACAUUUUCAACAGCUCUAAUCACCUACAAUGUCAUAAUCUCUGCAAAUGCACCCUUAAAGCUUGAUUUCCCAGGACCCGAUAACCCAUCUUCACUUGACCCGGUUAUCAAACUCCCUAUUGAUCGCAAAUUGAAACUGGGUUCAUCUCAAAAAAGGCUCUUUCAUACUGCUGUUACUGCCUCGGAUUCUGUGUACAAUACUUGGCAAUGUAGAGUCAUGUAUUAUUGGUUCAAGAAGUUUCAGAAUCAACCCAAUUCUGAGAUGGGUGGGUUUACCCGGAUUUUGCAUUCGGGUCACCGGGAUGAGUAUAUGGAUGAGAUCCCUACUUUUGUUGCUCAGCCUCUUCCUUCUGGGGUGGAUCAGGGCUACAUUGUUCUUAACAGACCUUGGGCAUUUGUACAAUGGCUUGAACAAGCAGACAUCAAAGAAGAUUACAUACUAAUGGCAGAGCCAGAUCACAUUAUUGUGAAGCCUAUACCUAAUCUAUCUCGUGAUGGAUAUGGAGCUGCAUUUCCAUUCUUUUAUAUUGAACCUAAGAAGUAUGAGGCUGCACUCCGGAAGUUUUUUCCUGAGAACAAGGGGCCAAUAACACAAAUUGAUCCCAUUGGAAAUUCUCCUGUAAUUAUUGCAAAGGAAUCUCUAAAGAAGAUAGCUCCCAAAUGGAUGAAUGUUUCAUUGGGAAUGAAGAAGGAUCCUGAAACGGACAAAGCAUUUGGUUGGGUUCUUGAGAUGUAUGCCUAUGCUGUCGCGUCUGCCCUGCAUGGUGUAAAGAACAUCUUGUACAAGGAUUUCAUGAUUCAGCCUCCAUGGGACACAGAAAUGGGAGAAAAGUAUAUCAUACAUUACACUUACGGUUGUGACUAUGAUAUGAAGGGCAAGCUAACAUAUGGAAAGAUUGGAGAAUGGCGAUUUGACAAGAGAUCCUAUGACAAGGUUAAACCUCCAAGAAACUUGACGCUGCCACCACCUGGUGUUCCUGAAAGUGUGGUGACUCUUGUUAAAAUGGUGAACGAGGCAACAUCAAACAUACCAAACUGGUAGUCAUAAUAAGACGUGAUGGAUUACAAUACUGUGAUAAUGUUGUAUUGCUUUCGGUAAUGUGGCUUUGUUGAUGCAAGAUAGAUCCAACUAUACAAAAUCAUAGAUCAUCCUUGAUAGUAAAGGUUUCUUUGUUUCCAUUCCUUUCGAUCACUUCCACGGUGCCACCCCAUAUUUUCGUAUUGCCGAAGUACAAAAUAUAUUGCACCUUAGAUAAUAGUGCAUAGGUGAGUUGUAAAAAGCUGAAAUUCCUCAGAAAAGUUUUGUUAAUAUAGCAAAUUUCUGUGCAAGUUUACGGGAAUCAACCCCAUUUAUUCUCUCUUCAA